Molecule: messenger RNA, 6475 nt
Organism: Arvicola amphibius (Eurasian water vole)
Lineage: Eukaryota; Metazoa; Chordata; Mammalia; Rodentia; Cricetidae
Gene: Syne3
Product: spectrin repeat containing nuclear envelope family member 3
Exons: 18
Coding region: 102-3032 (976 amino acids)
Biological process (GO): nuclear migration
Cellular component (GO): meiotic nuclear membrane microtubule tethering complex; nuclear outer membrane; cytoplasm
Molecular function (GO): actin filament binding
Source: RefSeq, a predicted model, not a curated record
CCCGCCCCGGAGCCGCCAGGGACGCAGGGCGCAGGAGGGACUUGGCCCAGCAGCCCGCGGCGCCGCGCUCCGCAAGCUCAGGGCACGUCUUCUCAGGUGCCAUGACGCAGCAGCCCCAAGAGGACUUUGACAGAAGUGUGGAGGAUGCCCAGGCGUGGAUGAAGGUGGUACAGGAGCAGCUCCAGGUCAAUGACAACACACAGGGGCCCCGAGCCGCCCUGGAAGCACGGUUGCGUGAGACGGAGAAAAUCUGCCAGCGGGAGCCUGAGGGAUGCAUGAAGGUGGAACUGGUCCUGCGGGCAGCUGAGGCCCUCCUGGCUACUUGCCAGGAGGGCCAGAAGCCCGAGAUCCUGGCCCAGCUGAAGGAUAUCAAGUCCCAGUGGGAGGAGACAGUCACCUACAUGACUCACUGCCACAGCCGCAUCGAGUGGGUGUGGCUGCAUUGGAGUGAGUAUCUGCUGGCCCAGGAUGAGUUCUACCGCUGGUUCCAGAAGAUGGUGGUGGCUCUGGAGCCCCCUGUGGAGCUGCAGCUGGGCCUGAAGGAGAAGCAGUGGCAGCUGAGCCACGCCCAGGUGUUGCUGCACAAUGUGGACAAUCAGGCCGUGCUGCUGGACAGGCUGUUGGAGGAGGCGGGCUCCUUGUUCAACAGGAUCGGGGACUCCAGCGUGGAUGAAGAUGCUCAGAAGAAGAUGAAGGCUGAGUACGACGCUGUGAAGGCCAGAGCCCAGCACAGGGUGGACCUCCUGACCCAGGUGGCCCAGGAGCAUGAACAGUACCGGGAGGAUGUGAACGAGUUCCAGCUGUGGCUGAAGGCGGUGGUGGAGAAAGUGCACAGCUGCCUGGGGCGAAACUGCCAGCUGACUACGGAGCUUCGUCUCUCUGCACUGCAGGACAUCGCCAAGGAUUUCCCUAAGGGUAAGGAGUCUCUGGACAGGUUGGAGGAGCAGGCUGAGGGUGUCAUUCAGAACACCUCUCCUUUGGGUGCAGAGAAGAUCUCGGCGGAGCUGGAGGAGAUGCGAGGGGUCCUGGAGAAGCUGAGAGUCCUCUGGAAGGAGGAGGAAGGGAGGCUGCAGGGCCUGCUCCAGUCCAAGGGGGCCUGUGGGCAGCAGAUCCUGAAGCUGGAGGCGGAGUUGGGAGAGUUCAAGAAAAGUCUUCAGAGGUUGGCCCACGAGGGCUUGGAGCCCACGGUGAAGACAGCCACAGAGGAUGAGCUGGUGGCCCACUGGAGGCUGUUCUCGGGGACACAGGCUUCACUGGCUUCAGAGGAGCCCCGUGUAGACCGACUACAAACUCAACUGAAGGAGCUUGUCGCCUUCCCCGACCUACAGUCGCUCUCUGACAGUGUGGUAGCUGCCAUUCAGGAAUAUCAAAGUAUGAAGGGAAAGAACGCUAGGCUCCACCAUGCAACCAGAGCAGAGCUGUGGCAGCGGUUCCAGCGGCCCCUCAAUGACCUGCAGCUAUGGAAGGCCCUGGCCCAGAGGCUCCUGGACAUCACCACUAGCCUGCCGGACCUGCCCUCCAUCCACACCUUUCUACCCCAGAUUGAGGCGGCCCUAGCAGAAAGCUCCCGCCUGAAAGAGCAGCUGGCCAUGCUUCAGCUGAAGACGGACUUGCUCGGCAGCAUCUUUGGCCAGGAGAGAGCAGCCGCUCUCCUGGAGCAGGUGGCGAGUUCUGUGAGGGACCGAGACUUGCUGCAUAACAGCCUUCUGCAGAGGAAGAGCAAACUGCAGAGCCUGCUCGUCCAGCACAAGGAUUUCGGGGUGGCUUUUGACCCCCUACACAGGAAGCUUAUAGACCUCCAAGCCAGGAUCCAAGCAGAGAAAGGGCUUCAGCGGGACCUUCCUGGAAAGCAGGUCCAGCUCCUAAGGUUGCAGGGGCUGCAGGAAGAAGGCCUUGAUCUAGGGACACAGAUAGAGGCUGUGAGGCCUCUUGCCCAGGGGAACUCUAACCACCAGCACAAAGUGGACCAGAUUUCCUCUGACCAGCAAGCCCUGAAGAGGUCCUUGGAGGACCUUGUGGACAGUUGUCAGCAGAGCGUCCGGGAGCACUGCGCCUUCAGCCACCGGCUGUCGGAGCUGCAGCAGUGGAUCACCAUGGUCACACAGACACUGGAGUCACACCAGGGGGCCGUGCGUCCAUGGGAUGCCGAGUCCCAAGAGGCUGGACUUGAGAGGCUGCUGGCUGAAAUUCCAGAGAGAGAGGUCCAGUUGUCCCUGCUCCAAGCACUGGGCCAGCUUGUGAUGAAGAAGUCCUCCCCAGAGGGGGCAGCCAUGGUCCAGGAGGAUCUGAGGAAGCUGAUGGAGUCCUGGCAGGCCCUGCGGCUAUUGGAGGAGAAUCUGCUGAGUCUCAUCAGAAACCAGCAGCUGCGGAGAACAGAGGUGGACACAGGAAAGAAACCGAUCUUCACCAACAAUAUUCCAAAGGCUGGCUUUCUCAUCAACCCCCAGGACCCUAUUCCCAGGCAGCGGCGUCGGGCAAACCUACCAGAAGAACAUGACGUCCAUGAAGAUUAUUCCCAGCUUCUGAGAGACUUUGAACAGUGGCUGCAGGUUGAAAACUCCAAGCUAGCUGGAAUCGUCACAAUGAGAACAGCCACAGCCAAGGACUUGAGGACCAGAGAGAUGAAGCUGCAGGAGCUAGAGGCUCGAAUCCCAGAAGGCCAGCAUCUGUUUGAGAACCUGCUCCAUCGCAGGCCAGCAAGGGACCCCUCCAAUGAGCUGGAAGAUCUGCGCUAUCGAUGGAUGCUGUACAAAUCCAAGCUCAAGGACUCUGGCCACCUGCUGACACAGAGUUCUCCAGAGGAGCUGAUUGCAUUCCAAAAGAGUCGACAGCAGAGGCGGUGGCGGAAUCCCUGCUCUCUCCUACAGAAAGCCUGCCGGGUGGCGCUGCCACUACAGGUCCUGCUCCUGCUCCUUCUGCUGCUGCUCUUCCUGCUGCCGGCCGGGGAGGAAGAGCGCAGCUGCGCCUUGGCCAACAACUUUGCCCGCUCCUUCGCUCUCAUGCUUCGGUACAAUGGCCCCCCGCCCACCUAGUACCCUGGGACCUACAGGUGAUGUUCUGUAGUCCCUCUGAGGCUGGCUUUGGGGGGAAGCUGGACAGACCAGACACCCAGAACAGUCUCAAUCUAAAUGCUGCAUCUGUUCCCAGAACAAACUUGCUUUUUUCUACGAUGCCAUUUCUGUCUAUUUAUACUGAAUGUGUACUAUGUGUGGUUAGGGAGUAAUGUACAGAAUUUUUAUAUGUGUGUAUGUAUAUGCUCAGUGUAGAUAACUUCAGACUCGAUGUUUCUUUGUGCCUACGGGCAUCCCCAGCAGUGUGUUUCCCUCAUGGGAUUUGUGACACUCGUGCCUUAGCCUCCUGUCAUCCCUGGCAGACAGGAGAAAUCACACAUUACUUUUAUGAUGACCUGUCACCCAGGAAUCCAGGCGUCAGUGCAGAAGUCUCCGAGCUGUGAGCAUAGCUGAACAGAACCGGAGUCCUAGGUCUCUGGUGCAUGUGACUAGUUUAAAGCCACAGGCACAGGCACAGGCACAGUCAGAGCAGUGAGACUGGACAAGGGACAGAGGGACAGAGGGACAGGGGGAUACCGAGAGAGGAACAGAAGACCUGUAAAGGAAGGACAAUGUGCCACAGAGUGAUGGUACUUAGCGCCCCACCCCCACGCGGCAACCACUGAUAACACAGACCGUGAGGAAUGCCUGUGACCAUGACCAUGACUCCAUGUCUUCAGGAAGUGGCUGGGGUUUUGUUUGUGUGUUUUCUCCAGGAGAAAGAAAAAGGAAGACGAACUUGGCAUUUUAUUCUGAUGCACAAGGGUGAAGCACAUUGCCAGUGGCCUGUGCCAGUCCCAGGAGGCCUGUGCCAUUUUGUUCUUGGGCUUUCUACCGGCUAGGGUAUGAACUGAGGGCAGAGUGGAAACAUGGGCCUGCACGAGGCAGAGAAGAAAAGACUCAGGCCAUCUGAAGGGGUCUUUCUUCCCUUCCGAGAAGGAACUGCAGACUGGUAGGUCUACAGGGCUGGGCAAGUCCUACCUUCUUCCCCCGUGGGACUAGGGCUCUCUACCUAGACCCAGGCAGGAGCAGGCAAAGUGGACUCCAGGCAUGCGUGGGAGGCAUCUGGUGUGACUCCAGGCUAUGCCCGAGGCUGGAAACAUAACCAGGGAAUGCUGGAAUGAUUCCUAAGUGGGUUAAAACUGGAUCAGGUUUGACCUAAACUGACAAUUUUUUUUCUUAGAAUUUUUAGAAAAUUCUUAAUGCCCCCCUUUUAACAGAUGGAAUAUGUCUGUAAGGUGUGGAUACCCUCAGGCUUAGCCAUCAGAGGCACAACCAGUGUUAAAAGACCCAGAGAGGCACUUUAAACACGACAAAUACUGAGGCCCUAAGAGGGACCCGACUCAAAGGUCACCACCCUUACACACACACACACACACACACACACACACACACACACACACACACACACGUCCCUCCCAAGCUGGCAUCAGACUACACCAUGUAUGGCUUCCAUCUUAGCACAGAACCUAGGAAAGGCUGGGUAUUGGCUAGCAAGAAUACACCACCUUAGGGGUUGUUGCUUGGUCUGUAACCUCAGCCAAAAGGCCUCCCCUGGACCCAGCUACUUUGCUGGGAAAUCAGCGAUUGGUGAACCCUGACCUCAGACCCAGGUAGCCGAAUCCUGAUGCUCACUAAGGCCAUUGGUCCACCACUUAGUCAGAACUGUGGCAAAGGACAUCAGUGCUUCCUUUUCUACUUUCCCAUUUCACGGGUGAGGAACCUGAGGCCCAGAGAAAGGAAGUCACAGCAAGAACCUAUAAAGCCAUAAGUGGGUUGGUCACCACAGUCUUCAGGUGAUAGCACAACCUCCCCAUAUCUUCCUUCCCAAGAAAAAGAGGGCUAGGGCGUGUUUCAGAGAUGGAACACGUAGGUCCUGGGUUCCAUCCCCAGAAUUUAUGAGAAAUAAAGAAAAAAAAACAGAAAAGAGAGCUGUUUACUAUGAAUGUAGCCCUGUCUCGUGGCAACUGCUGGGGAGGGUGAAGCUGCGAUAUGUGGGUGGUGGGGUGGUUGAGAACGCUGUCUGUAUUUUUGACUAUUGACAGCGAUACUGUGGGUAGCUCGUUUGCAUAACUUUUUUAACAGAGGGGAUUGAUAUUUUUAUUACUUUCAUAUGAAUAUAGCUGGAAUAUGACAUACUAGCCAUUUCUGGGUGCUUUUCAGAUGCAACUUCUUUUGCUUAAAAUGGAUAUAGACACCUGCUAUUGUGACGUGGUCUCCUAGCCAAUUGCCAUAGCAAGUUGGAAGGUGUCUCUGGAGAGAAGUGUUGGAGCUUAAAAAGCUGACAAAGUCUUUGUUAGGAGUGUGUGGGGGGGUGUUGUAUGUGUGUGUGUAUGUGUAUGUAUGUGUGUAUGUAUGUGGGUGUGUGUAUGUGGGUGUGUGUAUGUGGGUGUUGUACAUGUAUGUAUGUAUGUGUGUGUGUGUGUGCGCGUGUGUAUGUGGGUGUUAUUGUUCUUUUGUCCUGCAGACAGUGCUCCCAUGUAACCAUCCUAGGUCAGCCCAGGAAUAUGUGUGUGUAAGGAUCCAAGCAGGUACUAUCAAUGCCAUUGGUCCCCUACCCUGUGCUCCUCUUUCUGCCCUUUUCUGCACCAUUUGUUCUCUGAGUGCAGAAUGCAGGAGCAGAAUAUAUGUUUAUAAUGCAGAUGGAGUAAGUGGAGUUAGUGGUCAGGACAGCAGGUGAGCUAGGAAGCCCAGGAGGUGCUGGUGGGAAGGGCACAGGGGCUACUCACUAGACACAGGCUGUGAUGGUUUGAGAGAAAAUGGCCCUCACAGGGAGUGUCACUGCUAGGUGUGGGCUUGUUGGAAGAAGUGUGUUACCGUGGGGGUGGGCUUUGAGAUCUCUUUUGCUCAAGCUUCCCUCAGUGUGACAGUCAGUCAACAUCUUGCUAUCUUCUGGUAGAGAUGUAGCCAGCACCAUGUCUGCCUGUGUGCUGCCAUGCUCCCUGUCAUGAUGAUAAUAGACUGAACCUCUGAAACGGUAAGCGAGCCACCCCAAUUAAAUGUUUUCUUUGUGGUCAUGGUGUCUCUUGACAGCAAUAAAAAAAAAAAAACCCUAACUAAAACACCCAUGAUGUCUUUCCAUGGGAAACCAGCACCGAAGGGCUGGCAUUUCAUUGAUUCCCACAGUGCCCAGCCCAGUUCAAGCUGAGAGACUAAGGGGCACCUUUCUUCCUCCCUUUAGUGUGGAGCCAGGACUGACCAGAUCGACAAGAGCUGCAGAGGGUUUGAGAAGCAAAGCUGAGCUGACCUGGCUGGGGUAAUCAGAUGGGAAACAGGAAAGGAAGAGAGCAGAGUCAGGGACCACAGAGGCUGCACUGGUGCACACUAAGUUGCCAUGGAACCAAAGUUUAUUGUUGUGUGUGUUUACCACUGUUGAAGAAAGGAGACAGCAAGGAAGGGAGAUAGGAAGUGGGGAGUAAAAGAGA